ACAGCUGGCCGUAAUUCGUCAAAAGUGUCAUUUAGUCAACGUAAAAUUUUUGUUUGUGUCAUUUGGUGCUUCCCAUUAAAUCCAUUUCGACAUUUUUUCGGUAAAUUCAGGGACACAUCUUCGCUUAACGGAAAAUUCACCAGUGUCGGCGGAGUCUGCGAAAUUAGUCGUGUUGUAUGUGUUCUGUUGGUUCAGUCAGUUGCAGUCCGGUGUCCUGUCGUAAUCGUCGUAUCCUGUCCGCCGUCUCCGAAUCCGAAAAUAGGCCGACCUGGUGCGCGCAUCUUCACCAUAGCUCCUUCGUUCCCAAGGCCAAGUGGGGGGACGCUAUCUAAUCACCGCCCCGUGACAUGUCGCUGAUUCAGUCUGCGACGAGCCCGUGAGCAGUGUGGACUGUCGUUCCUCUCCGAGAGCUCUCCCUGCAGCUGGUGCGCGAGUGUUGUCAGUGCGCAGUGUCGUAACAUAGAAAUCACACGUAAAGCGGUCCGCUCUGCGCUGAUGGACGCCUGAACGUUGGCAAAAUGGCCGCCGAUUCGGGAAUGGAUACGUGCCCGUCGCCAGAGAUAGCCGACUCCAGGAAGAGGCCGCUGGACGGUGACACCGACAACGGCGACACCAAGCGCUCCCACUUCAGUCCAGGCGGAGAUGGAACGUAUCACUUCAAAGUCCUGGUGCCGAGUGUGGCGGCUGGCGCCAUCAUCGGCAAGGGCGGCGAGACCAUCGCCCAACUCCAGAAGGAAACGGGGGCUCGCGUCAAGAUGUCCAAAUCGCACGACUUCUACCCCGGAACGACGGAACGAGUGUGCCUCAUAACCGGUAGCGUCGACGCUAUAAUGGUAGUUGCAGACUUUAUAGCAGAUAAGAUUCGCGAAAAACCCGACUUGACCAAACCUUUAGUAGAAACCGAAAGUAAAUUAAUGCAAGACAGAGACAAACAAGUGAAAAUAUUAGUGCCGAAUUCGACAGCAGGAAUGAUCAUCGGCAAGGCGGGUAACUACAUUAAGCAAAUUAAAGAGACCAGCGGUUCUUACGUGCAGAUUUCUCAGAAGGCCAAGGAUGUUAGUUUGCAAGAAAGAUGUAUAACUGUUAUAGGUGAAAAAGAACAAAACAGACAAGCGUGUCAGAUGAUAUUAGCAAAAAUCGUCGAGGACCCCCAGAGCGGAACGUGUCUGAAUGUAUCGUACGCGGACGUGAACGGUCCAGUGGCCAAUUAUAACCCCACGGGCUCGCCCUUCGCCCAACAGAACGCUGGAAGCGCGUUCAACGCGUCCACGGCGAGUCUGAACAGCGGACUCAGUUCAGUGUCCCAGAGUAUCAUGCUCAACGGAGGACUCAAUCUCAGCCUAAACCUCAACGCUCCGGGACAGAACGUCGGCACCGUCACGGCUCAGCUGCUGGACCACAUCAAACUGCAACUGAGAAACACCGGUUUUUCCGACUCCCAUAUCGUCGAGAUUUGCGCCGCUCUGUCCGUGUUGGCAAAGUACGGCAUCCUGGCCAUGGGUCUGGGGCUGGGGAGCGCCCACACGGGGGCGUUGCCCGUUUCGAGUUACCUAGGUGUGAUGGACCAAGCCAGCGCUGCCACAGCCAACACCGGAGCCGUCUUCGGGCCUAUUGGGGGCCAGGUCAGUUUAGCAGAAUGCCAUUUGGGUACCACGUCCCCAACUCCACGAUCCAAUAUAGAAAGGUAUGAUUCAACAUUCGAUCCAUUCAGACAUCAAAGUUCACCCGCAACAGCACCCAUCUCAAUCAACAAUAACAGCUUUGGUCUAGGUACAGGUCAACAAAUGGCUGUGCUAAGUAAAAGUCCCACUCCUGCGGAAUUAAAUGGUGCUAAAGACUCUAAAAAUGUCGAAAUUGCAGAAGUAAUUGUUGGUGCUAUUUUAGGUCCUGGGGGCCGUUCGUUAGUUGAAAUCCAGCAGCUGAGCGGGGCCAACAUUCAGAUAUCGAAGAAGGGUAUAUUCGCACCGGGAACUCGCAAUAGAAUAGUGACUAUAACGGGUAGUCCGCAAUCGAUAAACACGGCCCAAUAUCUGAUCGAACAACGCAUCUCCGAAGAGGAACUGAAAAGGGCACGGAACAACGGCCUCGGUACUCUAACCAUGCAGUGAUGGCGUCAAACCGUUUUAAAUUCACCCAGAUUGUUCAGGUACACGCAACAGAGAUUGUUAAUGUUUUAGAAGAGAAAACUAAAAAUAGUAAAAAUGGUAACAAAUUUUUAUUUACGAUUUAAAUGUGUAAUAGGGAGACAUUUUAAAUAGUUUGUUGUUGAAUAUUUUUAACGAAUUGAAAGUUAUUUAUGAUGAUGACUCAAGGUAAAUUGCGCAAGGCUGUUUAUAUACAAUGUGAACUUUUUAAAAGAUGUAUACCUAUUUACAUAAUUGUUUGUACUGUACCGCGGGGUAGUAAUGGAAAUUUUUUAUAGUCAAUUCCUUGAAAAUGUGAUGUGAUUUGUUAUUAUUUAUUUUUAUUUGUUUUGUUUUUAUUAUCUAAAUAUUAGACAUUGUAAGGGCGAGUCUUGCCUGGCCAUGUCGUUUCUUCCCCAGCAAGGCUCGCCUCGACCGCCAGUAAAUUUUCGUUAUGUUCUGUUUGAUGUAUUCGAGAGUUUAAUGAUUACACGAAACAAAUUUGAGGUAAAUGAUCUGAUUUACGAGAUUUAGAAUAGUGCUACAUUCUAAUUGAGAAAAAAUUGUGAUUCUUCAUUCAUUCACAUCAUUAUCAACACUCUGAUGUUUGUACCCAUAUGCUUUGUUUUUGUUUUAUUUUCUUUUUCUUUUUGUACAUAUAUACAUAAUUUUCCUUUUGAUAGUUGUUGCGGAGCGGUGCGCGUCGAGGCGUGCGAGGUAGUUUAAUUAGAAGAGAUGUGUGCAUAUUAUGUGAUUGGUAAUAGCAGUCAUUCGAGCAAUUCCUAAAUUUCGUACCUGCUGAAGAACCUCAUCCAUCAAUAUGACAAGCGACAUUUGGCUGGCCAAAGAGCAUAUUGAAUUUAUUUAGAUGAAAAUAUUUAAAAUCCGUUACCAAUCAUGAGAUUUUAUUUUUGGGGUUUCGGCCGAAGAGGCAUGACAUUGUAAAUAGUCAUAGCGUUAGUCAUCUAUACUCACCCAACUCUGCUGUUAUUCCUUCUAUAGAUCUAUAUAUUAUUAUUAAAAAGAAUAUAUAUGAAGAUAAAUGUAACUAAAAAUUAUAUAUUGUUGUUAUCGCAUGUUGUUAAUAUUGUUAAUGUUUGGACACUCGCUGCUGAAUAUUUAACAAAGCCGUUGACUAAUCGACUUACAUGCGUUAACUUGGAAAUAUUUUAUUUUUAAGUUUAAUUUAGCGGAGAUCUAUGCAGGUCAUAGACGUGUUUCACCGAAUGACGUGGUAAGCUGUGGCAUUCCAAUUUAGCGAAAGAAAACGUACCAUACAGAGUUUAUAUAGUUUUGUUACGAAUGUUUUAUUUUUUUAUUUUUCGAUUGUUGACGGAAUAGUUUAAAUAUUAAGAUGCCGUUAACACAGAGCAUAGUUUCAUUGUCUAAAUGUAUGUGAUCGCCGUAGUUUCAUAAUGUUGAGUCAAAGAUAUUAAUAUUCUAUAAACGAUUGUUCAAGAUUUGUGCGCUUGUAAAUCAAAGAUUUAAAAAUAAUAUUUGGUCUAUAUUUCAUGUUAAAAUCUUUAGAUAUUUAAGAAUUGUUUCGUUUUUAGUUGUUGCUUCUCCACGUUUUAACAUAUGCCUCAUACUUUGAUAUAUUUAAUGAAGAAAACUGUUCUAUAUACAACAUUACUGUUGCUGUGAUAUUCACAUCUGUGGGGUUACCUGUCUCAGGCUUUGGUUGCCCGUCAUUUCACCAAGUGUGUGCAAUAUUACAUUGUCAUCAUAGUCACGUGGUUUGUCUGUUAUCGUAGAUGACGGGCAAUCCACCGCUCUCGGGGGUAACUGUGAAUUUAGCUAGAGUUCAUAUUAUAAUAUAUUGAAGAAAAAUAAUUAUAAUAGAUAGUCGAGUCACGAGAAACAUCCCGUGCUUGCCAUUGGCCAAUCUCGUGUCACUGUGGCAUUAAAACCACGCCAUUUUUCCCGUUCUCUCCUACUUGCAGUGCAAAUUAAAGUGACCUUCAUCAGACGUAAUUAAAUAAGAAAACAUGUUGUGACUCGUAUUCACUUGUUUUUAAUGCCAGAGUGACACUAUCGUCGGAAUUCAGUUGUUUUUCGGAUCGGGGGCGAGCAAACGGCUUGAGUUUGCCCGACUCGGGUUUUUCCAGAUUCGCUUUCUUUUGUAUAUUUUUAUAAAGGGUGUCGUGUGGGUCCGUUGGUGCCCUUUUUAAAAAAAGAGGCCUAUAUCGGGGUGCCGGGCCCACACAGCGCCCUCUUGUAGCCAUGUAUGAUUUAUUCUAAGUUAGUGUAAGAGAUUUAGUCAUUUCGUGGUAAUGAUAGAUUAGGAGUAAGUAAAUCGGGGCUAAAGGUACCUUAUGAUUGUGUGUGUGCAUGUGGCCGAUUGGCAACAUCCAAGUCCGACAUUUAACAAUUAAGUUACCAGUUUUGUGUAGGGGAAGUGUGUUUUCUUGCACUGUUUUAACAAAAGCCGAUUUUCGCACUUGAAGGUUCUGUUAUGGUUGAUACGUAACAGUUUGUUACAGUUAGUCAAGAAUUGUUUGUACAGUGAUAAUAGUUUACAGUUUUAAGGAGGUGACACGGGUUUAUAGUUCUUUCAAAGUUGCUGUGGCAGUGUUCUUAGGUUCCGUCUGCGUGGACCUAAGCACAGUGUCUGUACAUGUUUUUGUUUUUCUUUUAAUAAGUUAGUCCACAGCAUUGUCAAACACACUAUAAUUCAAUAAAAUCCAUAGUGCCAUA
Molecule: messenger RNA, 4820 nt
Organism: Tribolium castaneum (red flour beetle)
Lineage: Eukaryota; Metazoa; Arthropoda; Insecta; Coleoptera; Tenebrionidae
Gene: pasilla
Product: pasilla
Exons: 8
Coding region: 519-2108 (529 amino acids)
Biological process (GO): regulation of alternative mRNA splicing, via spliceosome; mRNA splicing, via spliceosome
Cellular component (GO): nucleus; cytoplasm
Molecular function (GO): mRNA binding
Source: RefSeq, a predicted model, not a curated record